AUGGCGACGCUAGCAAGUCUGGAGACGAGUCCAUCGAAAGUCAACAGCAUCAGGGAGCGCGAGCUCUACCGCUACUUCCAGCCUCCAGAGUCCCCCAAGCAACAAGAGACUCUCAGCGUCCAUGCCGCAUCCUCACCUAACACCACCCUCACGGCUCUGGCACAGUUAUGUGCCCUCCGACUGCACGCGAAGAGGGCAAUGAUCAGCGUGAUCGACCGAGAGAAGCAGUACUUCGUUGCCGAGUCUACCAAGACACUGGACCUCGUGAAUAACAGCAAAUCGGAAGAAGAAGGUGACGGGCUGUGGUUCGGAUGUGGAACCGUCGACAAGUCGGGGAGACUAUGCGAGAAGACCAUUGAAUUACCGCCCUCCUUGGCCUGUUCUCCAUCUGUGUUAACAGUCACAGACCUCUCGAAAGACGAGCGAUUCAAUCGAUUACCAUUCGUUACCGGACCUCCAUAUUUCAGAUUCUAUGCGGGAACACCUUUGACUACGAACAAGGGGGUCAACAUUGGCUCCCUGUUCAUCCUCGAUGAUGUGGCACGGCCUCAAUUAAGCAAUGAUCAUGAGCUAUUCCUCGCUACUAUUGCGCAGACGGUCAUUAAGCAUAUGGAGAUUACUAUGGAGGCCGACGAGCGUAAGAAGGUGAUGAGGCUUUCCCUGGGUAUGAACGCAUUCGUGGAGGGAAAGAGCAGGCUAGUGCUAGAUGACCUGACACACAAGAUGGGGAUGGCUCACAAAAACUGCUCUAACAGCGACGGCGGACUGACAAAAAAGAGAACUGAUAGCGGGAACAAACCAUUGAUGAGCAACAAUGGGACCCAUAGUGAUCAAGACUCUUCUCAAGAGGACUCGGAUUUUGGCAAGACCAGUAGAAAUGUGGACACGGGUCAUCGGAUGACAUUUGCAAGGGCAGCAAACAUACUUUGCGAAUCUCUAGAGAUCCGCGAAAGAGGAGGCGUAGUGUAUUUCGAUGCGACAUCGCGGCAUGGUACAGAGACUCGCGAUUCCCAUGACCGAAAAUCCCAAAGACCCGCUGAGAUUGUCAGCUACUCUACGCCUGAAUCAGAUCUAUUCCUUGAGAACCAACCAUCUGAGACGAAGUCCUUCAAACCCGUCGAUGAGACUUUGCUGCACAGCUUGCUCGCCCGGUAUCCUCGUGGGAAGUUGUGGUCCUUUGACCGAGACGGUAGCUUAUCAUCCUCGGAAGAGGAGCCCCUAUCUCCUAGGGAGCGAACCAAGUCUGAAGGUAGCAGACAAAUUCGAGCCAAUAGGAAGCAGAUCGAGGCCGUGCUUCUUCAGCAACAUUUUCCGGGUGUUCGCCAGUUGAUCUUCUCCGGUCUAUGGGAUGCUUCUUCAAGCCGCUGGUUUACUGGUGGCUUUGCGUGGACUACCUCUAGUCGUCAAAUUUUCUCACGGGAGACGGAGCUCAGUUUCUUCAUGGCUUUUGGAAACAGCGUCAUGGCAGAAGUGUCUCGGCUGGCAUCGAUCGCGGCAGACCGUCAGAAAGCGGACUUCAUAGGAUCCAUUUCUCAUGAGUUUCGAUCACCCUUACAUGGCAUACUUGCUAGCGCAGAGUUCUUGGCCGACACCGAAGCAGAUGCAUUCCAAAGCAGCCUGGUCGAUACAAUAUCCUCAUGCGGCCGUACUUUGUUGGACACCAUCAACCACAUCCUCGAUUACAGCAAAAUCAAUUCGUUCGAGAGGAAUUGGCGCAACGUACGCAAGCCAGGGUCGAGGGCAAGAGGAGCGGCAAACCGCCGAAUAGCUGACAAGGAAGCGCCUCCAAUGAUGAACAUCUACGCGACCGUGGAUGUCGCAGCAGUCACAGAAGAAGUCGUUGAAGGGGUGUACGCAGGCCAGAUCUACCAGGACAUUAGUUCGACUGAAGCGACCGACUUCUCUAACGGAGCUAAAGCUGAAGCUCUUGAUCGGGGCAUACAUGUUGGCAAUCAGUCCCGUGUGAACAAGGCCAGCGCGGCGAAGGCGGUAGAGGUUAUACUGGACAUUGCUCACGAAAACUAUGUCUUCACUACGCAACCAGGGGCGUUAAAGAGGGUUAUUAUGAACAUUUUCGGGAACGCACUCAAGUAUACGCAAAAAGGAUCGAUUGUUGUCAAGCUAGCUCUUGGCCCUUCGAACCAUGAUGCAAUGGAAGACACAGAGAGGAUUCUGGAAAUCAAGGUGAUAGACACCGGCCGCGGCAUAUCGUCAGAAUAUCUUCGGACGAGUUUGUAUAAUCCUUUCUGUCAGGAAGACGUACUAGCAAGUGGUACCGGACUCGGUUUAUCCAUCGUCAAGUCGAUCCUCACCAUGCUCCGCGGUACAAUUGAUGUCCAAAGCGAAGUAGGGAAGGGGACCGACAUCACAAUUCGCGUACCACUGUCACGCGUGCCAGGGACUGAUACACCAGUCUCCACUCCAAGUACAGAUGUAUCGGUCGAUGGGACCUCUCAGGAUGACUCGAUGCGUAUCCUCCAAGCUGAUUAUCAGGCAUCAACAAUUGCUCUGUACGCUUUUCACUCCACAGAGUUCCCGAGUGAAAUGACAGAGGUGGGCCGGACGAUCAAAACUUGUAUCGAAGACUGGUUUGGACUCCGGGCAUGCUUAUCUUUGUCUGAGUUGACGUCCAAGGAUAUUAUAGUCGUCGACGAGAAAGAUCUGGCCGAGCUUGUAACACAAAAUGCUACACCCCUGCCAACUGUCGUGAUAUGCAGCAAUUCCACCCGCUCUAAGGCUGCAUCUCGUCAAAACAUGCCAGCCGUCACAGAAUUUGUAUCAAAACCGUUCGGACCACACAAACUCGCUAAAGCUCUCCGACUGUGCUUAGACAAGGCCAGAGAUUACCAUCUGGGACUGACUCCAGUGAUACCAUUCUCAAGCGGAGGGCAUGGUUCUUUGAAGUCGGAGGCAGGUACUGCAAUACCACAUUUAGAGCAUCUGACGAUUGAGACUGAAGAUGACCUGCGCCCUCUCCGUGUCCAGACUAACGGUAUCUUGACAGCGAGUGAGUCAGACAAUGCUCAAAUGGCUAUUGACCACUGGAAUACCGGUUCUUCAAAUGACACCAUUCAUGGGACAUUGAAUGAUGGUCAGAAUUUCCCAUUCCCUGACCAAAGUCAGCAAAAUCAAUCCGAAACAAAUCCCAUAUCACCUCGGUCGCCUGUGAAAGAGAAUGUCGCAAUGCGCGAUCGGCCUAUGGGUGAUCUUACGAGGCGCGAGUCAAGACGUCCUCCCCUAAUAUCGAGAAUGACAGCACCGGCGGUGAGAACAGCUUUCCCGCAUUCGCUUGAUCAAUCGUUCUAUGACUCAUCAGCUAUUACCAAGCAUGGUGAGACCGCAACGUUUGAAACAGAGACGCCUUUGAGUGACGCAGCAAAAGCACAUGUACUGAACGGAACGACUUCUUCAAGCCUCACGGCGUCGAACAUGGCUCUUCACAAUGGUGAGACACCGAACAAGACGCCUAAAGCGCAGCCCCAGGAGCGAAACAAGCGUCCUCCAAGACUGCUUUUAGUAGAUGACAAUAAAAUCAACCUGCGUUUACUGGAAACGUACAUGCGGAAAAGAAAGUACAAGCUCGUCGACUCGGCUGAGAACGGUCAAUUGGCUGUGCAGGCCGCCGAAUCCCACGAGCAUGGCUACGACAUCAUCUUCAUGGAUAUAAGCAUGCCCGUGUUGAACGGAUUCGAAGCCACCCGAGCCAUCCGCGACAUCGAGGAAGCGCGCAGCCACAACCGAAGGGACGGCCACGGGCCCUCCCCGGCCUUGAUCAUCGCUCUGACGGGCCUCGCGUCCAGCAGAGACCAGAGCGAAGCUUUCACCAGCGGCGUGGAUCUCUUCAUGACGAAGCCCGUCUCUUUCAAAGAGGUCGGGCGCUUGCUCGACAACUGGGAAGCACACGGAGGCGUCAAGCCUUCGGAAGAGGAGGCGAAUGGGAAUGCCACUUAG
Molecule: messenger RNA, 3951 nt
Organism: Letharia columbiana
Lineage: Eukaryota; Fungi; Ascomycota; Lecanoromycetes; Lecanorales; Parmeliaceae
Exons: 6
Coding region: 1-3951 (1316 amino acids)
Biological process (GO): phosphorylation; phosphorelay signal transduction system
Molecular function (GO): phosphorelay sensor kinase activity
Source: RefSeq, a predicted model, not a curated record